AUGAAUGAGAAGAACAACAAAGAAGAGUGCACCCUAUUCUCUUCGCCAACUGAGGAGGUGCAACACGGAGCUACCGUGACUGACGAUGCCGUCUUCGGAGUCAUCUCAGAGGAUGGACCCAACUAUCGCAAUUUGGGAUGGAUGGGAACAUCCAUACUUAUGAUGAAAACGCAAAUCGGACUGGGCGUGUUGUCAAUCCCGUCCGCUUUCGACGCAUUAGGCCUCGUUCCAGGGGUAAUCUGCUUGAUCAUCAUUGCUGUUACCAUGAGUUGGUCCGGUUAUAUGGUCGGUGUCUUUAAGCUGAACCACCGCGAAGUGUAUGGUAUAGAUGACGCGACUGGGCUGAUAUUUGGUCCGAUUGGUCGGGAGAUUCUGGGAAUAGGAUUAUCCCUUUUCUUGAUUUUCUGUGGUGCUUCCGGUAUUUUAGGCCUCUCUAUCGCUUUGAAUGCAGUCUCGAAUCAUGGAGCAUGUACUGCUGUAUUUGUUGCAGUCGCUGCUAUUGUGGUCCUUGGCCUCGCUAGUAUUCGAACCCUGGACCGAAUAAGUGUGCUAGCGUGGGUUGGUCUGGCAUGUAUGCUUACUUCUAUCUUUAUUGUGACGAUUGCCGUGGGAAUUCAAGACCGCCCCGACGCUGCGCCUCCAGGCCCUUGGGUGUCUGACUAUAAGAUUGUGAAUUCUCCAAGUUUCACUGAUGGUAUCUCAGCUAUUUCACAGUUCAUCUUCGCCUACGCUGGCACACCUUUCUUCUUCCCAAUUGUAUCCGAAAUGCGCGAUCCUCGUCACUACGCAAAAUCAUUAACGGUCUGCCAAACUGUUGUGACUGUUACCUACAUUACGAUUGGAACGGUGGUUUAUUAUUUUUGCGGAUCUUAUGUCUCAUCGCCCGCUCUUGGCUCUGCUGGAACGUUGAUCAAACGGAUUGCCUAUGGGAUUUCUCUUCCGGGGCUGUUUGUCACCUCAACUAUCAGCACUCACAUGGCAAGCAAGUACAUUUUCCUUCGCUUCAUGCGAGGGUCUAAGCAUCUUACUGCAAAUACGCUUGCGCACUGGGCGACCUGGCUGGCUUGCGUAUUCGCCGUAAUUGUGGUCGCGUAUAUUAUUGCAAGCGGAAUUCCGAUUUUCGGGAGCCUCAUAUCUUUGGUUGGGGCCCUUCUAGGGACAGUGCAGUGUUUCCAGCCAGCAGGUUGUAUGUGGUUAUAUGAUAAUUGGAGCAAGCGAAAGGAGCAGCGGUCACUUCAAUGGAUAUUUAUGGUAUGCUAUAGCAUAUUCAUGAUCGUGAUUGGCACAUUCUUGAUGGUCGGUGGCACGUACGGUGCAGUGGUUGGAAUCAUUGCCUCUCUGAAGGCUGAUGGAACGUCGGGUACUUGGUCUUGUGCUGAUAACUCUUAG
Molecule: messenger RNA, 1389 nt
Organism: Penicillium daleae
Lineage: Eukaryota; Fungi; Ascomycota; Eurotiomycetes; Eurotiales; Aspergillaceae
Exons: 5
Coding region: 1-1389 (462 amino acids)
Biological process (GO): amino acid transmembrane transport
Cellular component (GO): vacuolar membrane
Molecular function (GO): amino acid transmembrane transporter activity
Source: RefSeq, a predicted model, not a curated record